Molecule: messenger RNA, 4362 nt
Organism: Opisthorchis viverrini
Lineage: Eukaryota; Metazoa; Platyhelminthes; Trematoda; Opisthorchiida; Opisthorchiidae
Exons: 12
Coding region: 50-2509 (819 amino acids)
Biological process (GO): microtubule cytoskeleton organization; intracellular signal transduction; protein phosphorylation
Cellular component (GO): cytoplasm
Molecular function (GO): tau-protein kinase activity; ATP binding; protein serine/threonine kinase activity
Source: RefSeq, a predicted model, not a curated record
CGGUAUUUCCAACUGCACAACCGAGUUCUACAAUCCAUCUGUGGGACCAAUGCCUGCGCUGGAAAUCGUGUCCAUACCAACUGCUGUGGAUCCUGAAGGAACUCCGACCCGGCUUGGAGUGGAAAAGACCCAGACGGAUGAUGGAACGAAAGCGGCUAAUUCAGCAGAGGAAAAUCAUGCACACGACCCACAUGCAGUGCAUCAUGCUCCAGCAGCUGCGAAGGUUAAUUCCAGCAACAAUGUUGGGAAGUACCGCCUCAUACGCACAAUAGGGAAAGGAAAUUUUGCGAAAGUUAAACUGGCCAUUCAUAUGGCCACUGGAGCAGAGGUGGCGAUUAAGAUAAUAAACAAGACGCUGAUGGACAGCACACUCCUUAAACGCCUUCGUCGGGAGAUUACCAUAAUGAAAACUACCAACCAUCCGAAUAUUGUCCGGUUGCUUGAGAUAAUCGAGAAUGAAGAUGUUCUUUGUCUGGUAAUGGAAUAUGCCAGUGGAGGUGAAAUUUUCGAUUACCUUGUUGCCAACGGGAAGAUGCGAGAGAAAGAGGCUCGUAUUAAAUUCCGACAACUUCUGUCUGCUAUUCAAUAUUGUCAUUCGAAGCGCAUUGUUCACCGAGAUCUCAAGGCCGAAAACAUACUGCUUGAUCGUGACUUGAAUGUGAAGGUAGCAGACUUCGGACUAGCCAACACUUUUGAUUAUGGUCAGCGUCUGAAUACAUUUUGUGGUAGCCCUCCAUAUGCAGCUCCUGAACUUUUUCUUGGUAUUCCUUAUUACGGACCCGGUGUGGAUGUUUGGUCGUUGGGUGUGAUUCUGUUCACUCUUGUUCUGGGGCAUCUACCAUUCGACGCUCGCGAUCUUCGGGAAUUAAGAAGCAAAAUCAUCGGCCUGAACUACACUAUCCCCAAAGGAUCAGUCUCUCCGGAAUGCGAAGCGCUUUUGAGGAAGAUGCUUGUUUUGGAUCCGAAAGACCGCUCUUCUCUCAAAUUUUUGAUGCAAGAUAAAUGGGUCAAUAUGGGCUAUCCGCCAAACGAUGUUCUGCGACCGUUCAAAGAACCGCCGCGAUCUCAACUGGAUGAAGUGAGGGUCAAGGCCAUGGAAGCCAUGGGAUUUACAAGGGCGGAUCUCGAGUCUUCGGUCGUUAAUCCAGAAUUCGACCACGUCUACGCCACCUAUCAUCUGCUUCCCGAAACUCCUUCGCAGUUCUUUGUUCUUUGCGAGGAAUUCGCAAAAGCUCCGUCUCCACAGUCUCAGGCUAACUUGACACUUCCAGAUUCAUUGCUCCACACACAGACGAGUCCACCUCAGUCUAAGCUAACACCAGAGGCUGACAAGCCGACAGUUGAGAUCGGCCGCUUCACUGUUGCACCAAGCGGAAAAGUGGUUGAAUCCAGUCCGAAACCGUCGCAAACACCGCUGCCGAAACAUCCAACCCUUGCUAUGGAAGGGGUCCAUCGUGAACACCACUCUUUGACGUCUUCUCUCCCGGUUGCUCUAAAGCGUGCGCUUGUUCAAAUGGGGCAAGUGUUUAGUGGCACUGGAAGUGCCCACACGUCUGUGACCACGGAGCACAACGCUGAUUUUCACACACGUACUACAUCGCACACAAUUAGCGGUCGCCCAUCCAACAAACCGGCGAAACAGGAUGGUGGAAGGAGUGUAGUUACAGCAGCGCCUGUUCCCAUAAUUUCCUCGAAGAAGUCACACGGUACUUCUCAUUCAAAACGGACUUCACCACACACAAACCUACCCACCCAUCCUGCGUCUGUGGUACGUACAGUGAGUACAGAAAGCGCAUCGACAGGCAGCUUUGCAGCUGGAUCUCGUGGGACUCCUGUCCAAGCAGUUCAGUAUGCAAUGGCCACAACAGCAGUGCCAAUACCUUCAAGGGUAGAUUCUAAUCGAAAAAAGCUUCAUAAACCACGUUCUGGGAAAACAACACCGCCGAGAUCUGCUCUCAAGCAACGUGACCGCGCACACAACGAAGUUGCACAUAAGACUCCACCUCCCGAAAAACCGGUGCUUCCGAAGGCUGCUCCCGAUGUAACGGACGGUGAGGCGCAUUUGGAAUCAAAGUCAAUCGCCAGCAGUAGUACAUCCUCAGACUCAUACGCGGAGUCGGCGGUUCGAAAGAAAUCGGCGUCUUCCGUACAGGAUGUUUGGUUAGCUACCGAAAAGUCCGAGAAAAGUAUUUCAUCCACUCACACUCUGCCUAACACUGAAACAACGGUUGGAAUAAAUGAUACUUCAUCGAAGUGUGUGGCGUUUUUGAUGGACGCAACUGAGCGAAAAGUUUCAAUAGAUACACCUGUUGAUAACCACACGCCUGCUGGUCGUUGGUCUCCUGGUGGUGAACACCAUUCGACAGUGUCCGCCUCGUCAACACAUCCCAAAUCUUCGCACACGAUUCAAGGCAAUGAAGCUAGGAUUAUGCUAGAGGAAGCUCUGAGGGAGCAACAGAGUACUUCUGCACACUAUCACAAUCCUCCUAUUUCAGACACGGGCAGCUAGCCAACAGAUAGUCGUGCUUCCAACUCUGGUGUGCUAACGGGUCCACGCGAAGUUCGUUUUCCGUGGAGUGUACAUACAACCAGUACCAAAUCCGCAAACGAUGUUCUGAAGGAAAUCAUUGCAGCUCUGGAAGUAACUCCCGGAUGCCGUUACGCUUAUGACCCACAUUUGCCAUAUCUACUGCGAUGCUCCUGGGCAGCCGAUCGUGGGUCACUAAAGGAAGUUAGUUCUGCCACCAACGCCACAGCGGCUACGAAUUUGGACGGUCUUCCUCCGGGACAAGUGUUCAGUAUACCCCACCACUGUGGUCUCCGAGACGAUCCUGUUCACUGGGAGAUGGAAGUUUGUCAGUUACCUCGGUUGCAUUUACGCGGAGUUCGAGUGAAGCGAAUCCGCGGUUCUGCUCUCCAGUUUCGCCCUAUUGCAGAUUUGGUUAUGAAAUCCCUACACCUGCCAACAGAUAGUCGUGCUUCCAACUCUGGUGUGCUAACGGGUCCACGCGAAGUUCGUUUUCCGUGGAGUGUACAUACAACCAGUACCAAAUCCGCAAACGAUGUUCUGAAGGAAAUCAUUGCAGCUCUGGAAGUAACUCCCGGAUGCCGUUACGCUUAUGACCCACAUUUGCCAUAUCUACUGCGAUGCUCCUGGGCAGCCGAUCGUGGGUCACUAAAGGAAGUUAGUUCUGCCACCAACGCCACAGCGGCUACGAAUUUGGACGGUCUUCCUCCGGGACAAGUGUUCAGUAUACCCCACCACUGUGGUCUCCGAGACGAUCCUGUUCACUGGGAGAUGGAAGUUUGUCAGUUACCUCGGUUGCAUUUACGCGGAGUUCGAGUGAAGCGAAUCCGCGGUUCUGCUCUCCAGUUUCGCCCUAUUGCAGAUUUGGUUAUGAAAUCCCUACACCUGUAGCCACGGUUAAAACAUGUGGAGUGGCCCCGUGAACUACGCUUCUGCGCGAGAGCACAACGUUCAGCAUCAUAAUCAAAGCCCUUAUACCUUCGGAGGAGUGAUUCUUCUGUGUCGGCGAAUCGCCACUGAAUCUAGUAUACAAGCACUAGACACUGCUCACCCUAUCGAAUGGACAAUCUGGGACGUUGUACAGUUGUACAUUUGUAUUCGAUGAAAGCGCACAAUCUUCAUCCAGAUCUAAUCUCAUAAUCUACUAAUCCCAAGCCUAUUCGUUAUAUCUACCUGUUUUCAUUUCUUCACGCUUCCUUUUCUCUAUCUCCGACUUUUCUUUCAUCUGUCGAUUCCGUUUUCGUUCGCAGUAUUAUGCGUUUCGUUGUCCAUGUGGAUAGCCUAAGGUCGUGCAAUUUUUGUGGGAGGCGGCUGCCUUUCUUACCAUACAGCAGAUGCAACUGGGUGACACUAAGGUCUGACAAUUCAACGUCUUCUUGCGCCAGCGCUGUUAUGUGAUCUCAGUGAAAUGUUGCAAACGUAUGUUCUACUUUCCAACCUUCAUAGUUGUGUUGGUCAUUACUUCACGACACUUACUUUACAUUCAUUUGAAGGCUUAUUUUUACAACUAGUUUCUGUAUAGUUACCGUUCUGUCCAGCCCAUCUUUCCCUUCUACACACGGUCACACUUUUCUUAUGAUGUUUUAUUUUGCCUAGCGCCCAUCUUUUUUGAUUCCAGUUGACCUUCCGAAUUGUCCAUAUCUUAUUCAUUCGGAGAUUUUUUCAUGCUCAUUCACUAGAGACUGGCCGUUAUGUAUCCAGUGUCCUUUGCCCUGCUUGUCUCCCGUUUACGGUGCCUGUCAUAUCUGGACCACACUCAUUCAGACUUUUCCACACAAUUCGACAAUUUAUUUUGUUUUAUGCAACUGUUUCGUAGUUCCUACCUAAUAUUGGGC